AUGCUGAAGACGCCCCCUAGCCGACGAUGGACUUCAUUCGAAAAUUGGAAUUACAAUGGUAUGAGAGAACGGCUAGAGGGGUUACUUGCGAAACUGGACAAGGGAAUACUCUUACAACAUGCCGAGCUCAUUACAGGCAAGAAAUGCCGCAUGAGCCAACCGUUUUCGGCCGGGCAGUAUUGGAUCUGCUUCGAGAUAAUCGCUGAGGACAGCCGCCUUGUCAUCGCCCGCGUUCGGCUGCCUCGACACCCUCAAGCUUCAUUCAACACAAGCGAGAAAGACGAACAAUAUGCGAUUGAGUGCGAGAUCGCGACAAUGCGCCUCGUGAGGCAGAGACUCCCGAGCUUGGUCGUCCCUCAAGUGUACGCCUACGAAGACCCCGAGUCACAAUUCGCAAUCAAUGCUGGUGCUGCCUAUAUGCUUAUGGAAGGAUUUUACGGCAAUACCUUGCAAGAUAUCGCCCCCGACCUCUGCAGUUUGCCGUUGUCGAAGCUAGACCAGAUUAUGGGACAAUGGACAACGAUCCAAACAUCGCUGGCAACCCUGACUUAUCCACUCAUCGGGUCAAUCUCUGCCAUCACACAAACGGGAGAGCCCGUCAUCGGCAGGCUAUCUUCCGCUGCUUCAGAGGGCCUUAUUUCACAAGGUCCUUUCCGGAACGCUGUCGAUUACUUCACCGCCCUUGGAGAAGCAGCUUUUCACCGGGCGCAUACAUCUUGCAAUACCGAGAACCUGUCACACUUCUACAAGCUUGGAGCGAUAGCUUUUAUUGACAUUGUGCAGUCCACGACGCUAUUCAAGACGCAGCACACUCAGUACCCCCUCAACCACAUGGACCUCGGCACGCAGAAUGUUAUAGUCGACAAUGAUUUCAAUUUCCUAGCUGUUAUCGAUUGGGAGUUCGCCCAAACUGCCCCCUGGCCAGUAAAUCACUACCCGAUGCCUUUUCCGUUAUUGUGGUCGGACGAGAAGAUCCAGAAUAUUCUGAAUAACCCUCAGCAUCUUGCACAUACAAAUGUGUCUAAGCAGGCUGCUGCUAGACAGCUGUACUCCAAAAAGUUCCGGGAAGCCGCGGCAAAGCUUGCUCGGAAAGGCUUACCACUCAGUGACAGCUUUGCAGAAGUGUUACAGGGGGCGGCGUCAAGAGUUUAUGCUUGCUUCUCCAGACUUGGAUGCGAUCCGGAGCAGGAUGAGGGGCUUGUCAACGAAAUGGCGCGUUUGGCGUUUGAUUUUGAUUCGGGAAGAACGAAACAAUAUUUGGAAGAAUUGUCAUCCAAGAACAAUAGUCAUGGCGGAGAUCAGGACAUUAGAUGUUUCAUGCCAUCAUUGCCGAGCCGUUCAUGA
This is a messenger RNA of Clonostachys solani, 1344 nucleotides long. NCBI's taxonomy places the organism in Eukaryota, Fungi, Ascomycota, Sordariomycetes, Hypocreales, Bionectriaceae. The record is from the annotation of a GenBank genome assembly.